This is a messenger RNA of Parasteatoda tepidariorum (common house spider), 4178 nucleotides long. The record is from RefSeq and is a predicted model, not a curated record. NCBI's taxonomy places the organism in Eukaryota, Metazoa, Arthropoda, Arachnida, Araneae, Theridiidae.
GUUUGAUCAAAAUUAAAAAGCUUGUUUAUUACCAUUUAUAUAUUUCCACCUAAAGAACUUAGUGGAUGAAGGAGGCAAAUAACUUUUUUCAGAUGUACUUUAUAAUCUGGGAAAGUAACAUAAAAUUGUUGAAUCAAUGUGAUAUGUUUUAUGCAACAGAAUAUUUUUGUUUGCUUUCACUUCAAUUUUAACGUACGAAAUCAUAUUAAUUUUGUUUAUGCUUGCAGGUAUAUUUUUUUUCUCAAAUUAGGUAGUAGUGCAUAAAAUAAUACCAGUUCAAAAUUUUUUUUAGUAGAUUUAGUGGAACUUAAACCAGUAAAUUUAGUGGAACUUAAAAUAACUUGCUAAUACUUACAUAAAGAACUUAGUGGAUGAAGGAGGUAAAUAACUUUUUCAGAUGUAUUUUAUAAUCAUUGUGAGUAGCAUGAAAUAAUCAAAUCAAUGUGGAUAUGUUGAUGUAACAUAAUUUUUCUUGCAUUCACUUUAAUUUUAAAGUAAGAAAGCAUAUUAAUUUUGAUUAUGUUUGCAGGUAUAUUUUUUUCUCAAAUAAGGUAGUGGUGCAUAAAAUAAUACCAGCUCAAACUUUGGUAAAUUUAGUGGAAUUUAAAAUAACUUACUAAUACUUACAUAAAGAACGUAGUGGAUGAUGGAGGUAAAUAAUUUUUAGGAGGUAUUUUAUCAUCAUGGAAAAUAACAUAAAAUUGUCGAAUCAAUGUGGAUAUGUUUGAUAUAACAGAAUUUUUUUUUUUGCUUUCACUUUUAUUUUAACUUAAGAAAGCAUAUUAAUUUUGAUAAUGCUUGCAGGCAGGUAUGUUUUUUCCUCAAAUUAGGUAGUGGUGCAUAAAAUAAUACCAGUUCAAACUUUGGUAAAUUUUGUGGAACUUAAAAUAACUUAUUAAUACUUACAUAAAGAACUUAUUGUAAGUAACAUAAAAUUGUUGAAUCGAUGUGGAUAUGUUUAAUGUAACCGUUUUUUUUUUUUAUUUAACUUUAAUUUUAACGAAAGAAAGCAUAUUAAUUUUGAUUAUUCUUGCUGGUAUAUUUUUUUCUCAAAUUAGGCAGUGGUGCAUAAAAUAAUACAAAGAAUUAUUAACGACGCCUUCCAAUAAGUCAAUAAAAAAAUUGAAUACCACUCUUCAUCUUCUGAUCCAGAUUAUAGCCACUUUUGAGAAUUUAUUCCUUGGAAAGGAUAAAGUUGGGCAUAAUAUUACAAAAAGAAAGAGAUCUGGGAGACACUUACGUUGCUUAAGGAUCCUGGUAAAAGAAGGAAAGGCCCUAAGGAAGGGAUGAUGACACUUCUUCAUCUCGCCACAGAAUCAGGCCAAACAGAUGUCGUUAAGGAUUUAAUCGAAGCUGGGAUUGACGUAAAUGAGCCUGAUGAGCAUGGAGCCCGACCACUUCAUCUAGCUUCAAUGCAUGGUUUUGAGGAAGUUCUUAAAAUCUUAUUGGAUAAUGGUGCUAUGUAUAAUUGUACUGAUAAAUAUAAUAACACUCCUCUGAAUCUUGCUGCCACCGAAAAUAUAAAAGCACUACUGAAAAGUAUGAAGAAAUUUUUUUUAUCUGUCAAAAGCAAUGAUAUUUCAAGUGUAAAAUCAUUCAUUGAGAAAGGUGUUAGCGUUAACGCCAAAGAUAAUACAAAUGCUUCACCAUUGCAUUAUGCUGCCUGGAAAGGACACUUGGAAAUUUCAAACAUUUUAAUUAAUAAUGGCGGAAAUCCUAAUUCGAUCGGGAAAAAUGACUACACAGCUCUUCAUUAUGCUUCAAAAUUCAACAAUUAUGAAAUAGUAAAACUGCUGUUAGAGAAUGGUGCAAUAUACAAUAGUUUGUCAACCAAUAAAAAAGUCCCUCUUGAACUUGCUGAAGACAAAAAUGUUAUUGAGUUAUUAAAACUAAUCGAUUCUUCUUUUGAAAAUGUGCAAAGUUCUAAUUCUGAUAAUGUUUUGCUAGUUCUUGAAAAACUUCGUGGCACAACUAUAAUGAAAGCUAUAGCAAAAGCGAAAAACAAGGAAAGGAAAACAAUAAUAAAUUUUGCUAUCGGCAGUAAUUUUCCAAAAUUGCGGCAAUUGUAUCGGGUCAUUUUUGAAGAUUGUGGUUACAAGACAGGAAAAUGCGUCACUAAUGAAAACAAUGAUAAUGCUUUACACAGACAAAUAUUUCUACAUGAGAAAUUAUCGCAAACGAAAGGUUUUGAUAAUGCUAUCACUUUAGAAGCAGAAGAUAGAAUACCACUAAUCCUCUAUAAGCAACAAAAACACCAGAAAGCAUUAGAAGUUUGUCAAAAUAUUUUACAAAAAAGAAUAAAGAUUUUUGGAUCGGAUAACAAAUACUCCCUACGAAUGCAAGCCUUUUUGGCUCAAGGUUUGCAUGCACUAGGACAAAGUUCAAAGGCGAUUGAAAUUUUCGAAGAGGUAUACAAAAAACAACUUAACUUAUUGGGUUCAGAUAAUUUAGAUGUUCUGACGACUUUAUCUAAUAUGGCAAGAGCUUUUAAUUAUCUUAAUAGACAUGAAGAAGCUCUGGAGGCUGAUGAAACUGUUUUUAAAAUGUAUCUUAAACUGUAUGGUCCAAAGGAUUGUAGAACUUUAAUUGCGCAGAGUAACGUUGGUCGAUCGUUAAAGUACGUAGGCAAGCUCGAUGAAGCUAUUUCUGUUUUUAAGUUUGUGCAUGAGGAAUUGAAAGAAGCAUUAGGUACAUUUCACGCAGAAACUCAUCAUGUACUUGGCAAUUUACAUGCUGCAUUGCACAUGAAAAGCCAUUCGCACGAGGCUUUGGAAGGAUUAAGAGAAGUUUUUAGAAUACAAAAAACUAACUUAGGCUCACACCAUGUUCUAACGUUGAAUGCAGAAAAAUAUUUGUGUGAGGCAUUAUUUUUCGAAAAGAAAUUCAAUGAAGUUCUGGAUAUUUUAGAAAAGGGCGUUAUAGAACGAAAAUCUUUAUUAGGAGAUAAUCAUCAAUUUUUUCAUUUCGCAGAAAAAAUGAUAAAUGCUUCAAAGUUUAGGUUGAUGAUGGGAGGAUCACAAGGUUUCCCUUAUGUCCGUGUAAAUGAUUUUUUCCAACCUCAAACAUAUGUAGAGUACAUUUAAAAAUUUUAUUUUUCUAUUAAUAAUAUUUUACUACAAUAUAUGAAUGAAUGAUAAUACAUUUUGAAUAUGAUUCAUUCAACGCAUGUAUAUCCAGUUUUGCUGAUGAAAUUCUGGUUUCAAAUUAUAACAGUGAGGACAAAAUAAGUGUAACUUUCUUUUUUUAAAGAUGAAAGCAAUGAGAUAUGCUCAUAAUUGAAUAUGUCUUUACGUCUAAAGUAAAUUUAAUGUGUGUGAACGAACAGUGAAAAUGAUACUUAUUAUGUCUAAAUAUAUAUUUCACCGAUAUAAUGUGUAUCAUUUAUGUUUUAUUGUAAUGAUAAAUCGAAUGAAAACAUAGAAUGUUAAAAUUUUCAUUUAAAAAUUAUGUAUAAAGUUACAAAAUGUUAAGAUUAACAAAAAGAGUUACAAAAUGUUAAUUGAAAACCAACCAACUAUGCUCGAUAAAGCUAGCAAAAUGUUUCCUUUUUAUAUAACAAAGUCUCAUACUUUGCAAUUUUUGAUUUAUAUAAUAAUUUUAAACCAGACAUUAUUAACUUGUUGGUCCCACCUAUCAGUUCUCGUAUCUACCAGUUAAAACUUUGGUGAAUAUUCAAAGGUAAAGUUAGUUUUAACAACUCACAACCUUUUUAUGGCGCUAUUGUCUUCUAAUCAAAUGUCACAUUUAAUGGUAAAACAACAUUUUUGUAAUUUUUGGUUGCUUAACUUUUUUUAGUGUCUACUUCUCAAUAAUUGUUUCAAUCAAAACUAAGCAAAUGUAAAAGUUCUCCUACAAUAAGUGUUUCGUCAAGAAAUCGCUGCAACCACUGCUACAAAAUCUAAACACAUUUUUUUUAAUUUCCUAUUAUCGGAAUUUCGUAGUAGAAUUUCAAAUAAAAAUCAAAUGAUAUAUAAAUUCAAGAUAUGUCUGAAAAGAUUUUGUAAAUAUAUUUUUUCAUCUAUCCUUGCAGACUAUAUCCACACGCUAUUGUUUUUAAGAGAUUCUUAUGAUCAUGUUUAUGUUAUUGCAAUGAUUAUAUUGAUGAAUUUAUCGUUGUUAUAAUGAUAAUUCUGUUAUUUUAAUGACAAAAAAUGAAAAUAAAAUUUUUUGAACAAUUA